Messenger RNA from Cydia strobilella, 3906 nucleotides. It is a transcript of the gene Nsun5, whose product is annotated as 28S rRNA (cytosine-C(5))-methyltransferase. The record is from RefSeq and is a predicted model, not a curated record. The transcript is spliced from 7 exons. Lineage: Eukaryota; Metazoa; Arthropoda; Insecta; Lepidoptera; Tortricidae. Gene Ontology annotation, biological process: rRNA base methylation. Gene Ontology annotation, molecular function: RNA methyltransferase activity. Gene Ontology annotation, cellular component: nucleolus. Bases 88 to 2166 code for a protein of 692 amino acids.
GACAGCAUGAAUGACAUUGAUUUGGUCUCGUGAUUGAUUCUAGUUGAGCAAUGCAAUGUUUUUUGCCACAUUUUAGCUUUAAAGAAAAUGUUUGAACAUUCUGUAAAAGUGCCGAGACAUUACAAGAUUGCUGCUAAUAUUUUUAAGAAAGUUUCCACUGAAGGCGGUAGCGUCAAAACAUUGUUGUACGACGACAAACUUCGUCACUUUAGAACUAAUGUGCUGUAUGCACUGAUAACAGAAACAAUCAAACAUGCUGCUGAUAUUGACAAAAUGUUUGAAAGUAGUGGCCUUAUCACAAAUGAGCCUCGUCUAGACCCCUGGCUAGCGAAAGUGUUAACGACUGAAUUGUUGUUUGGCAAAAAGGCUCUCCCAGGGAAAAGCAAACCUGAACAAACAAUACGGUCAUACAAAGAGAAAUUCGAAACAUACACUGCUGAUCAUCCUGAAGAUUCAAAAACAGAAGCUGUCCGCAGACCGCGCUAUGUUCGCAUCAACACCAACCUGCUGACCACGUCCGAUGCCAUAAGAGCGUUCCAAGAUGAGGAGUACCGCUUUGUGAGAUGCACAUCAGGCUCUUACAACGAUUAUCUUGAACAGAUAAAGGGUCUGGGCGAGUACGACUUUACACAGGACUAUCAUGUGAAGACGAUGUUUGUAUUUUCUUCGGGAACCAAACUGCACGAACAUGAGCUGUAUAUGGAGAACAAGAUUAUACUGCAGGAUAAGGCAACAGCACUGGCAGUACAUUUACUGGCUCCUCCCCCCGGUAGCAUAACCUUGGACAUGUGCGCGGCGCCAGGCAUGAAGACAACGCAGCUCGCAGCCUACAUGAGGAACGAAGGUAAAAUCUAUGCAGUAGAGCAAAACGAACAGAGAUACAAGACUCUAUGCGACUUCGUAAAGAAGACUGGGUCCAAAUGCGUGGAGACCAUAAACAAAGAUGCCCUAGCAAUAAGGAGGGGGGACUACGAUGACGUCGAGUACAUUCUCCUGGACCCUAGCUGUUCUGGAUCAGGCAUGGAGCUCUGCGUACACAACUACAUCGAUCCAGCCCGUCUAGCCAAACUGACUUCUCUACAAGAAAAAUUCCUAAAGCACGCCAUGAACGCCUUCCCCAACGCCAAGAGAAUAGUCUAUAGCACUUGCUCCCUCUUUCCCGAAGAGAAUGAGAGAGUCGUCACUAAUGUCGUAAAAACUUCAAGAACUAAGUGGAGAGUGCAAGACGUAAAGGAACUAUUAAAAGGGCAAUGGAAUAACUUUGGUUCCGGCAUGUAUGGAAGCAUGGGUAAUAGAUGUUUGUACGCGAAACCAGAUACUGAUUAUACCACUGGGUUUUUCUUGGCUGUGCUAGAUAGAGAUCAAAAGGACUUUCAGAAGAAAGCUAAUAAAGAAAAGGACGACAGUAAAGUAAAUAAUGAUGAAGACAGUGAAGGUACUGAAGUAGUAAAUAAAAAACACAAGAAAAUUAAGAAAACAGAUGAGACAAAUGGAGAUUAUAACGAUAUUGCUUCGAAUGCUUCUAUGGAUAUGGAGGAAAACGAAGUCAAAAUGAAAAAAAAGAAGAAGAAACGUGAAAAUAAUGAAAACGAUGCGCAACAAAAUGAUGAAUCCGAAAUAACAACAAAUACAGAAAUUGAAGACGUAACGAAGAAAAAGAAAAAGCGAAAACACGAGAGGCAUGAAAAUGAUGAUAAUAUUGUCAAUGAAUCUGAAAUAACGGUAAAUGCAGAAGGUAAUGAAGAUGUACCAAAGAAAAAGGAGAAACGGAAAUCUGAGAGUGAUAAAAACUAUGAGCAGACCAAUGAUACUGUUAUUAAUGAAUCCGAAAUCACGAUAAAUGCAGAAGGUAAUGAGCAUGUGCCGAAGAAAAAGAAAAAACGGCAAUCUGAGAGUGAUAAAAACUAUGAGCAGAACAAUAUUAUUGUUAUUAAUGAAUCCGAAAUAAAGGUAAAUUUAGAAGGUAAUGAAGAUGUAUCGAAGAAAAAGAAGAAACGGAAAUCCGAGAGUGAUAAAAACUAUGAGCAGAACAAUGAUACUGUUAUUAAUGAAUCCGAAAUAACGGUAAAUGCAGAAGGUAAUGAAGAUGUGCCGAAGAGAAAGAAGAAACGGAAAUCUGAUAGUAAUAAAAACUAUGAGCAGAACAAUGAUACUGAUAUUAAUUAAUUCGAAAUAACGGUAAAUGCAGAAGGUAAUGAAGACGUACCGAAGAAAAAGAAGAAACGGAAAUCCUUAUAGUGAUAAAAUCUAUGAGCAGAACAAUGAUACUUUAAUUAAUGAAUCCAAAAGAACGGUAAAUGCAGAAGGUAAUUAAGAUGUACCGAAUAAAAAGUAAUGGUGAUGUAUUCAAGAAAAAGAAGAAAAAACAUAAAAAUCAAUAUCAUAAUAUGUAACUAUACCACUAUGACGUGUAAAUGUACCUACUAUUUACCAAUAAAUCAUUAUUCAUAAAGAUGAAAUCAAUAGAGGGUCUUUAGAAAAUGCCGUCAUCGUAGAGAAAGUUAAGGAAAAUAAGAAAAAGAAGAAACGCGAUAAAGGUUUACAGGAGGCCCAGUAAAAAUACUCUCGGUCUUUUUAUAAAAUAUCACAAUAUUAUUUUUAAUACAGUUGCUCAAAUAGUACUACUUUUCGUGGCUGUUUAGCGUGCGGAAAGUUGGUUUUCGCGAACUAGUGCUUUUUACUUUUCCAAUUUUUUAAAAUUUUUACUUGUUCCAAUUCAUGACUACUUAUUGAUGAGUGUUAAUAUUAGUUUCAUUUAAACGUCGUAAUCAACAUAAAAACUUACUGUUAAUGUAAGAAUACGAAUAAUAUGCAUAUUUCAUAUUUUAUUACUUACUUCUUCAUCAUUAGAAGUAUUAUAAAACGUUUAUUUUUUAAUGUUGAAAAACCGUUCUUAAUAAGUUAUCUGAAUGGAACGGAACGCCUGUCAAAGAAGAGGCGUAUUUUCUUACUGCAAGAAUGUUGUAAGUUUUUAAAGGCAACAUUCGAUAUUGUUUUUAUUAAUAUAUGAUACACAAAUAAUCAUAAAUAACGAUAUUUAGGUAAUAAUAAUAAUAUACAUUUGAAAAAAAAAACUCAUUGAAGUGGGUUCAAUAAUAAUAACAAAAUUUAUUCUAGUCGAAUAAAAGCUACAAAAACACUUCUUCAUAAUGUCAAUGUCAAUGAUGUCACAGAAUUAAUAAUAUAAAAGUUUCGAAUUACAUUCCUUACUUGUUGCUUUUCUUAUUUUUUCGCAACUGUUUAAAAAAACCUCGAUACACGUGCGGAAAUGUCAUUCUUCACUCGUCCCGAGUCUCGAUACCUCAAUACCGAUAUCUCGGUCCUCGUGAAGUAAUGACAUACUUUCCGCACUCUAGCAUCGAAAUGUACUAUUACGAUACAAGUGCGAAAAAGAGGAAAUUCGAAACGAGUGGCGAUAAAUUGAAACACGACCGCAGGGAGUGUUUUAAAUCGACACUAGUUGCGAAUUACCUAAUCGCACGUGUAUCGUACAGCGUUUUACAGUACAUAUGGCCCUUUAAACUUUCGACAUAUGCACGAAAAGUGCUCUUUACGCACUAGUGCGAGAAAGUAGGACCAUCCUGCAGUCGUGUUUUAAUUUAUCGCCACUCGUUUCUAAUUUCCUCUUUUCCGCACUUGUAUCGUAUAUAACUAUUAACACCCUCUUGAGCGGCAUUAGAAUUUUUAAUUUAACAUCUGUUAGUAAUACGCUAUUUUUUACUCUGCAUCUCGCUUACAUCAAUAUUAUAAGUACUAUCGAUAUGCAGAGGCGAAUGAUAUCAACAUGAGAUCAAUUUGUAAGUUCGAAUCGGCAUGGAUCGAAAACAUGGAUACUGAAUCUGUUACAGUACGUUAAUGUACUGAAAGUUGUAUGUUUUAUGAAAUAAAUUGACACUCUUAUGCUUU